AUGUUCCGAAUCCUUGAAUCCCAAGCUCCGGCCAAACAAACGGCCACGGACACAAUCGAUGUUUUGAGCAGGUCUGAGGAGCUUUGCGAAGCUUUAUCCUGCAUCGGUAGCCUCGGGGGUCUCCGAUCGCUGAUCGGCUGCCUGCACAAUGAUCGGGAAGAUGUGGACACCAUCAAAGUGGUCCUCGAGACCCUGUUGAUGCUGUUUACACCGGAGGAGACAAGUCCCGAAGCGUCAGAUGAGAUUGCACUUUGGCUGGCAGAUGAAUUCACGCAGCGUCAGGACAAUAUUACUACUCUGCUGGAUUUACUCGAGGCUCGAGACUUCUAUUCACGCCUGUACUCUCUCCAAUUGAUGUCCCACAUCUGCAGUGCUAGACCAGAACGAACCCAAGAGUGCAUCUUUACCGCGCCAUUGGGUAUCUCAAGGCUGGUGAAUGUGCUUACAGAUACCAGAGAACCCGUGAGAAAUGAGGCUCUCGUUCUGCUUAUCGCCCUCACGCCCUCUUCGGAAGAGCUGCAGAAGCUCAUUGCAUUCGAGAACGCCUUUGAAAUCAUAUUCUCUCUUAUCGAAGCGGAAGGCGCCCUGACCCUUGGCACCGAGGUGGUCGAAGACUGUCUCACUUUACUCGCCCAUCUCCUGAAGUUCAACGUUUCGAAUCAGUCGUUCUUUCGCGAGACUGGCUGCGUGAAGAAGGUGACGAAACUUCUCCACGAAUGCCAGCUAGAGCCAGCUCAAGAUGAAGACGCUCCCCCGCAAUGGACCCUCGUUCACAGAGACAAGAACGUCUGGGGUCUUCUCGCCAUCAUCCAAUUGUUCCUAAUUCGUGGUGGCGUGGGGACACCCAUGAACCAAACAGCUUUCUGGCAAAACGGAGCGACGGAGCAGGUUCUCAGCAUAGCUUUCGGCCAGAAGUUCAGCGUCAACGUCACGUCCAAGGCCUUGGCAACCUGUGCUGAUCUGAUUCGUGGGAACUCACCAUUGCAGGAGAGCUUCGGAGAUAUUGAAGUCUUAUGGGGCUCCCAAGCACCAAAGGAUAAGACUGCCAAUGGCCAUGCGGAGGAACCAGAGCGCAUCAAUGUCAUUGAGGCAUUCUUGAAGCUCAGCCUGCAGCCUUCUCCUAAUAGUAUGCUGGAUGCACGUCUCGCCGCUUGUGAAUGUAUGAAGGCCUUCUUUGCCCAUCACCCUGGAAUUCGUAUGCAUGUACUCAGGCGUGCUAUCGAAGGCCAUGUCAGCGGACAAGAUAGAAUUCCAAACAUUCUAUCCGUUCUUCUCAUAGCACCAGAUGCGAGAGGCAAUGCCGAUCCCUAUCAAGUCUGGAUGGCCUCUGUUUUGUUGUUCCAUCUGGUUUUCGACGAUGCCGAGGCGAAAGCCACUGCUAUGCAGGUUACAGAGGGUGAUGCCGAAAGUGGUGAAGAGGUUGUCACCAGUGUCCAGUCCGUGGUUGGCAACUUGAUCACUGGCGUGCAACGUGGUGACGAUGAAAGAAUUACCGUGGGUUAUCUCAUGUUACUCUGUGGCUGGCUUUUCGAGGAUCCAGAUGUUGUGAAUGACCUUCUCGUCGAGGGCAGCAGCAUCCAGACACUCUUGCAGGAGAUCAAGCACCAAAGAUCUCCUAGCAAGCUGAUACCUGGUCUUUGCACAGUCUUGUUAGGAAUCAUUUACGAAUUCUCGACCAAGGAUUCCCCUAUCCCACGAGUGACAUUACACAAACUGCUGAUCGAGCAGCUCGGAAGGGAACAAUACAUUGACAAGAUUACAAAGCUGCGAGAAUGCCCCUUGGUUCGCGACUUUGAGGUCCUGCCCCAGACCGCCGCGGGGCAAAUUGAUGGAUUACCUGAGGUCUUCUUCGACCGCUCAUUUGUGGAGUUCCUCAAGGAUAAUUUCAGCCGCUUGAUUCGAGCCAUCGACCGGGAGCCAGGCUUUGAGGUCUCUGUUGUCGCCAAUGGUGUUGAAAAGGGUGUUUCGCGAGACCUUGUAGACUCCCUGCGCGCAGAAUUGGAAGACCGAAGCCAAUCAAUCCAAAAAUUGGAAUCGGAUCUUGUCACUCUUCAACGAAAACUUGACCAAGAACACCUGGAUCACCGGAAGACGAAAGAGUCAGGGUCUUUUGAACUAUCCAAGGCCCAACAGGCACACCAGUCUCUUCAGUCGUCACAUGGACAGGAACUGCAUAAGCUUGAAGAGCAGCAUCAACAUUCCAAGAACGAGCUUCUGAAACAACAUGGCGAGCAACUUCGUGCCAUUGAUAACCAACUCAAGCAGGCCUCGGCUGAAUAUGAGCGAAAGAGCACGAAAGUGCAGGAUCAUCAUAAGCAAGAAGUCGCUAGCAUGCAGAAGACCAUUCGUGGGCUUGAGUCAGAGCUGUCGAAGGCUCGGGAACAGCACGCUGCUGAAGCUGCUGCCUUGAAAAGGACAAUUCAGGAGUUGGAGUCCGCCAUCAGCCAGUCAAAGAAGUCCAACGCAGGUCAAGUCGCAGAUCUCCAGCAAAAGCUCCGAAAUCUGGAAUCCACCCUUGCUUCCACCAAGAGCCAAUACGAGUCUGAAAUCACUGGUUUCAAAUCCAGGAUUGGAUCUUUGGAAUCGAACCUGGCUGGUGUUAGGGGACAGCAUGAGGCUGAGGCUGCUGAUCUCAAGAAAUCUCUUGCGGCCGCCAAGUCCGACCUUCAUAGUGUUCAAGAGAGAUCUACCAAGGAGAUUGAGACUAUUAAGAAGAAUUUCUCGUCUAAGAUGUCUGCGCUGGAAACUCGCGCUGCAGAUGCCGAACGGAAGGCAAAGGAAGCUGAGUCGGUAGCGUUGGAGAAGUCAACGAAGGAUAUUCAAGCAGCCAAUGAAGGUGCUUCAUCCAAGAUCACUGCAUUGGAGACUCGCGCUGCUGAGGCUGAGCGUAAGGCGAAGGAAGCCGAGUCGCAGGCUCAGAGCGCAGCCGAAGCACUCAAGGAUAUCAAAGCCCAACUUGAAAAGGCUCAGACAGAGGCCAAGGAUAAGGAAGAAGCUCGCCAGGCAACCCAAACUGAACUCGACGACUUGCUGAUCGUCUUCGGAGAUCUAGAGGCUAAGCGAACAGAGGACAAAAAACGACUCAAGGAUCUCGGUCAAGAAGUUUCCGAAGCCGAGGAUGAGGAUGAUGACGAGGACGAAGAUGAUGAAGACGAAGAAUAG
Penicillium daleae is the source of this 3162-nucleotide messenger RNA. RefSeq lists its product as uncharacterized. Gene Ontology annotation, biological process: endoplasmic reticulum to Golgi vesicle-mediated transport; vesicle fusion with Golgi apparatus; intracellular protein transport. The record is from RefSeq and is a predicted model, not a curated record. NCBI's taxonomy places the organism in Eukaryota, Fungi, Ascomycota, Eurotiomycetes, Eurotiales, Aspergillaceae. The coding region runs from base 1 to 3162 and encodes 1053 amino acids. Gene Ontology annotation, cellular component: Golgi stack; Golgi membrane; cytoplasm. The transcript has 6 exons.